This is a messenger RNA of Tilletiopsis washingtonensis, 234 nucleotides long. RefSeq lists its product as hypothetical. NCBI's taxonomy places the organism in Eukaryota, Fungi, Basidiomycota, Exobasidiomycetes, Entylomatales. The record is from RefSeq and is a predicted model, not a curated record. The transcript has a single exon. The coding region runs from base 27 to 206 and encodes 59 amino acids.
CACGACCAUGAGCAGCUCGGAUCAGGAUGCCAGAGCGGGCUGACGCUGGCGCUGUCGCCAAAUUCAGGCACGCCUGCUCGCCCCGGCUUCCUUCUGCCCUGCGGCUGCCGGCUGCGCGAGAGUGCUCAUACGGCGCCCAGCGUCAGAGCGACGUGUCAGAGCGCCGCCUACGCUGUGCCUGGAAGUGUGGCUGUGUAUCGAUGUGAUACUCCCCGAAGAGGGGAGGCAGCGGCG